ACGUUCUGUACGCGCGUAAAUCUGAUAAACUAAACAGAUAAUUAAGGUGAAGGUCAGCAAAAUCACAACCUAUAUGUGCCAUUAAAACCCAGUUUUCUCAUAACACCCGGUCGCGGUCGGAUGUCAUGUAACCGAUUCUGAAAAUAGCGUUGGAAUUACUCGCACCGUGCAGGCAGCAGUGUAAAACGUCGGCAGUGUUUCGCGUGACUUUGGUCGGAGAAGAGCGUGCGCCAUGCGGUCCACGCUAUCGGUGUGCGCGGUCAUCGCGUUUCUAAGUUAUGCUCACGGCGCGAGGAUCCUCGGCCUCUUCCCCCACACCGGCAAAAGCCACCAAAUGGUUUUCGAACCCCUCCUCAAAAAACUAGCAGAGCGCGGUCACCAAAUGACCGUCGCUUCUUUCUUCCCCCUUAAAAAUCCACCCGCGAACUAUACGGAAAUCAGCUUCGAAGGCAUCGCCGGUCUCGGCGUUGAAACCAUAGAUUUGGGCUGGUUUGAAAACCUUAACUUAAUUUAUAAAAUACCCAUCGUUGGCGAAAUUUAUAAACAAAUUACCGAUUUCACCCCUCUAUCAGGAAUGGCACUAAAUGUUUGCGGGAAGGCAAUCGAUUGGCCCCCGCUCAUCGAAGCGCUGAAGAAAGAAUACGAUAUUGUUAUUUUAGAAAAUUUCAAUAGUGAUUGCAUGCUUGGAUUGUUGCAUGUGUAUGGAAUUAAAGUGCCGGUUAUUUCGCUAUCGUCGUCCAAUGUGUUGCCCUGGGCGACCGAGCGUAUCGGUGCUGUGGACAAUCCAUCUUACCUUCCAGUGGUUAGUGCUGAAUGGACGGCCCCUUUUACAUUUAUGGAAAAAAUGAAAAAUACUUUCCUACAUUUCUUCUUUAAAUUGUGGUAUUUCUAUGAUAUUCAAGAGAAAGAAAGGGCAGUGAUCGAAAAAUUUUAUGGCAGUAAAGUGCCCCUGUACGAAUUAUCGAAAAAUAUAACCUUGAUGAUGAUAAAUACAUUUUAUCCCUUAAAUGGUGUGAGGCCCUUGCUGCCAGGAUUUGUUGAAGUGGGUGGUAUGCAUUUAGAUAACGGUAGAAAACCCAUCCCAGAGUAUAUCGAGCGCUUCAUAAACGAGUCGGAACACGGUGUCGUAUUAUUCAGUUUUGGCUCGUUGAUAAAAACAUCCACCAUCCCAAAAUACAAAGAAGAGGUCAUCAUAAAGGCGCUUUCUAAAUUAAAACAGCGAGUUAUUUGGAAAUAUGAAGAAAGCGGGGAAGAGGGAACCCUCACUGGCAACAUUUUGAAAGUAAGAUGGCUGCCACAGUUUGAACUGUUACGCCAUAAAAAGGUAGUAGCAUUCAUAGCCCACGGCGGCCUUCUGGGCAUGACGGAAGCUGUGUCCGCCGGCAAGCCGAUGCUAGUGGUGCCUUUCUUCGGAGACCAGCCGUCCAACGCCGCUGCAGCGGAGUCCGCUGGAUUUGCGAAGGUGCUAAGAUAUAGCGACCUGACUGAAGAAUCGCUGAGUGCAGCGCUAGAAAGCGUAUUAAGCGCUGAAAUGCGCCUCCAAGCCCGCACCGUUUCAAAGAUCUGGAAUGACAGGCAGAACCCGCCCUUAGAAACUGCAGUAUACUGGGUAGAAAGGGUCAUCAGAUGGGGUCCUGUCGCCAAACUACACUCUCCUGCAAGAGACCUGGCCUUCUAUGAAUACGCCUUAUUAGAUGUCGCAGCGGCUUACAUCGCCAUUAUUCUGACAACCCUAGCCUUGUUCUGGUACAGUCUGUCAAAACUAUCCAGACUAUUCUUGAAGGACAGCAAACAGAAACUACACUAGUUGUGUAGUUCAAUAUGGGCUAUGAAUUGUUGUUAUUGUUUGUGGGUGUUAAAAUGGGAUUGUUUAUUUUGUAGCUUAUGAGAUGUUAUAGAAAUUAGCAAAUUGUUAUAUAUAUAUAUAUUAAUGACAAUAAUUGUUGAUACGAAUCUAAGAGUUGAAAUAGUCCGUAAUUACUUCCAUGAUUGUUUGGUUGGUAAAUUCUUGACAUGUUUAAUAUAUUGACCAGUAAAAAUCAUAGUUAGUUUAUAAGACCUAUUUAAUUAAAUAAAGUUCCUUAAUACAAUAAGUUGGUAGUAGUUAGUUAGAUUUAGCCACAGGAUUUAGCUUUAGAAAUUUAUUUAACGCCUAUCUUUUACUCAUGGCAAUGUUUUAGCAAGCAUUCUAGCUUUUUGGUAGGAGUUAACUUUUAUAAAACUUAUUUAUUGUCAUCGUUUAAAAAUUUUCCUUAAAAAUUUUCUUUUUAUGCAACUACUAUUAAACAUAAUUGUUAAUGUCAAUGUUAAUUGUGAUAAAAAAUAUGAAUACCAAUUACCAUGUAACUUCAUAACAGUGUGAUAAAGACAAAGACACAAUAAAUACUUAUGUUUAAAAUACCUAUGUAAAAGAAAAUUUUUAUUGACUGUAAUAAUUAAAAAAAAAACAAAACUGCAAAGAAUGAAUAAAUCGAUCUAUUGAAAGUUGAAACAACUUUAUUGAAA
Messenger RNA from Colias croceus (clouded yellow), 2505 nucleotides. Its product is annotated as UDP-glucosyltransferase 2-like. Gene Ontology annotation, molecular function: UDP-glycosyltransferase activity. Bases 233 to 1807 code for a protein of 524 amino acids. Lineage: Eukaryota; Metazoa; Arthropoda; Insecta; Lepidoptera; Pieridae. The transcript has 4 exons. The record is from RefSeq and is a predicted model, not a curated record.